AUGUCGUGGAAGCUCACUAAAAAGUUGAAGGAAACGCAUCUUGCACCUCUGACAAACACCUUUACCCGCUCAUCCUCCACAUCCACCAUCAAAGGUGAAUCCGGCGAAGAGACUCCGGUAGUUUCGCAGACUCCGAGUAUUUCAUCCACAAACUCCAACGGAAUCAAUGCCUCGGAGUCGCUCGUUUCACCGCCUGUCGACCCUGUCAAGCCUGGUAUCUUGAUAGUCACUCUUCAUGAAGGGCGGGGCUUUGCACUUUCCCCGCAUUUCCAGCAGGUUUUCACUUCGCACUUCCAGAACAACAACUAUUCGAGUUCAGUCCGUCCCAGCUCCUCUUCCUCCCACUCUACCCAUGGACAAACGGCUUCGUUCGCGCAAAGCGGCCGCCCGCAGUCCACGAGCGGUGGCAUCAAUGCUGCUCCAACCAUCCACGGUCGCUACUCGACCAAGUACCUCCCCUACGCUCUUCUGGAUUUCGAAAAGAACCAGGUUUUUGUCGACGCUGUUUCGGGUACACCUGAGAAUCCUCUUUGGGCCGGCGAUAACACCGCUUUCAAGUUCGAUGUGUCUCGCAAGACCGAACUGAACGUCCAGCUAUAUCUUCGCAACCCGUCAGCUCGACCCGGCGCCGGUCGGAGCGAGGACAUCUUCCUCGGUGCGGCCAGAGUUCUCCCUCGGUUCGAAGAAGCCCAACCCUAUGUGGACGAUCCCAAGCUCAGCAAGAAGGAUAAUCAGAAGGCAGCCGCGGCCCAUGCAAAUAACGAGCGUCACUUGGGUCAGUUAGGCGCAGAGUGGCUCGACCUUCAGUUCGGUACGGGGUCAAUCAAGAUUGGGGUCUCCUUUGUCGAAAACAAGCAACGCAGCUUGAAGCUGGAAGACUUUGACCUGUUGAAGGUGGUGGGUAAGGGUAGUUUUGGCAAGGUGAUGCAAGUCAUGAAGAAAGACACUGGUCGAAUCUACGCUCUCAAGACCAUUCGUAAGGCCCAUAUCAUCUCGCGAUCGGAAGUCACACACACCCUGGCGGAGCGGUCCGUGCUCGCCCAGAUCAACAAUCCUUUCAUCGUUCCCCUGAAGUUUUCGUUUCAGUCUCCCGAGAAGCUUUACUUGGUUCUCGCUUUCGUCAAUGGCGGAGAGUUGUUCCACCACCUCCAACGGGAGCAGCGGUUCGAUAUCAACCGAGCUCGUUUCUACACGGCCGAGUUACUCUGCGCACUUGAAUGCCUGCAUGGCUUCAAGGUCAUAUAUCGUGAUUUGAAACCCGAAAACAUCCUGCUUGACUACACGGGCCACAUUGCACUUUGCGACUUUGGUCUUUGCAAGUUGGACAUGAAGGACGAAGAUCGGACGAACACCUUUUGCGGAACUCCUGAAUAUCUUGCACCUGAACUCUUGCUUGGCAACGGUUACACGAAAACUGUCGACUGGUGGACUCUGGGUGUCCUUCUCUACGAGAUGCUAACUGGUCUUCCUCCGUUUUAUGACGAGAACACAAACGACAUGUACCGGAAGAUUCUACAAGAACCCCUGACUUUCCCCAGCAGCGACAUCGUUCCUCCGGCCGCUCGUGACCUUCUGACGAGGCUGCUUGAUCGUGAUCCUCAGCGUCGUCUUGGCGCAAACGGCGCGGCAGAGAUCAAGUCGCACCAUUUCUUCGCCAAUAUUGAUUGGAGAAAGCUUCUUCAGAGGAAGUAUGAGCCAAGUUUCCGGCCGAAUGUGAUGGGCGCAUCUGAUACCACCAACUUCGACGUUGAAUUCACUUCGGAGGCACCUCAGGACUCGUACGUCGAUGGGCCAGUUCUGUCACAGACAAUGCAGCAGCAGUUCGCGGGCUGGUCUUACAACAGGCCUGUCGCUGGUCUUGGAGAUGCCGGUGGCAGUGUCAAGGAUCCAUCCUUCGGCAGCAUUCCUGAGUGA
Aspergillus viridinutans is the source of this 1914-nucleotide messenger RNA. RefSeq names its product serine/threonine-protein kinase. The record is from RefSeq and is a predicted model, not a curated record. Gene Ontology annotation, biological process: protein phosphorylation. The transcript is spliced from 6 exons. Lineage: Eukaryota; Fungi; Ascomycota; Eurotiomycetes; Eurotiales; Aspergillaceae. Gene Ontology annotation, molecular function: protein serine/threonine kinase activity; ATP binding. The coding region runs from base 1 to 1914 and encodes 637 amino acids.